CAGAGAGAUCCGCGCGUGACGAGACUUCCACACACACAAACACCAGGAUGAUUUCCGAUUAUGGAUUCAAUUUGUUAUUAUCAUCAUUUUGACCUACUUUCAUCCACACUUUUCAUCUCAUCACUGCUCGUGUUAGGUGGUGCAUCUCCUGACAAACUGCCUCAGUCUGUGGACCCCUGCUCUCCCAGUCCAUGCCAAAACAGAGCAAUAUGCAGGAGCCACAAGGACGGCUACUUGUGCUACUGUGUGCCAGGGUUCCAGGGAUCUCACUGUCAAAUCGAUGUGAAUGAAUGUGCCUCGCAGCCGUGCAGGAAUGGAGGCACCUGUGUGGACAGAGUGGGCAUGUUCUCCUGCCUGUGCUCUCCCGGGUUCACUGGAGCCACUUGUGAGGUCCAGAUUGAUGAGUGUCAAUCAGAGCCGUGCCUCGGCGAUGGCAGUUGCCAUGACUACCCCGGUGGCUUUACUUGCACCUGUGUGCCCGGUUUCCAAGGACACCGGUGUGAAAUCGACACCGACGACUGCCAAGCUCUGCCAUGUCAGAAUGAGGCUUUGUGUAUAGAUGGGGUGAAUGAAUACCACUGUGACUGCUCUCACACAGCCUUCACAGGCACACACUGUGAGACCCCGCGGCCGCCGUGCCAUUCUGAACCCUGCUUCAACAGCGCCAUCUGCAAGGACAAUCAGGGUAACUACACGUGUGAAUGCUGGCCAGGGUUUGAGGGCCGUCAGUGUGAGAUAGACACUGAUGAGUGCAGCAGCGGCCCUUGCAUGCACGGGGGCCGCUGCAUCGAGAGGUCGUGGCAGGCCCUGUACGGCAGUGAGCCUCUGCUGCCUGAACACUAUGACCACCAGCACGCUGCGGGCUAUAUCUGCAGCUGUCCUCCAGGAACGGCGGGUUCCCUCUGUCAGGAGGUGAUAGACCAGUGUGAUCCCAGUCCAUGUCAGAAUGGAGGCAGGUGUAAGAGCCUUGUUGGAAGCUACAGGUGCCACUGCCUCACACAGAGUCAUGAUGGCAUUCUCCACGGAGGUGUGAACUGUGACGUGAGGCUUGUUGGCUGUGAAGGACACGAAUGUGGGACCCAUGGCUCCUGCUCUCCUUUCCUGCUGGAUGGGACUCACGGCUACACCUGCUCCUGCACAGCCGGCUACACUGGACCUCUCUGCCAGACCCCCACCACUUUUUCUUUCGAGCGCAGGGGGUACCUGCUGCACCAGAGUCCGCAGGUGGACGCUGACGUGUCUUGGAACAUCACCCUGAGCUUCAUGACGGUUCUGCCCAGAGCUUUGUUGUUCCAGCGGAACAAUGGCGGUCUGCUGCUGAGUCUGAAGCUGCAGGGAGGGCGGCUCCGUCUCACACUGAGGAGGGAGGCUCCUGCUGGGGCUGAUGUAGAGAGCUCUAGUAGCCAGGUGCUGGAGCUCCCACACAAUGUCACAGAUGGAGAGUGGCAUUCUGUAGAGGCUGUGCUUGAAAAGUGGAUGCUCAGCCUGAAACGGUUAGAUGCUGGGAGCUGUGGGAGCCAGUCAUGCCACAGGGUGGCCUCAGUCCAGAGCAACCUGGCCAGAGAGGUGGUGCCUCCUCAGAACACUUUUAUUGGAGGAGUGCUUCAGGAAUCAAAUGGCCCCGAUGAACAUUAUCCAGUUCCAGCGUUUAUUGGCUGCAUGCGGGAUGUAUUUGUGGACUCGCAGCUCGUCGUCCCUGAAGAAUGGCUGAGCAACUCGGCUGUUAAUGUUUCUCCUGGCUGCAGCCACAGGGACCACUGCCUGGAUGUGCCUUGCCAACAUGGAGGACAGUGUGUGAACCUGUGGCAGAGCUACCACUGCCAGUGUCCAAGGCCCUACGAGGGGCACGACUGUGAGAAGGAGCACGUUACUGCACGCUUUGGGAACGAAGACUCUCACAGCUACGCUGCGUUCACAGUCGCCGAUGACAUGGGACACAACCUCUCCAUCUCCCUCUUCCUCCGCACUCGUAAGACCAGCGGCCUCCUCCUGGUUCUCGCCAACAGCAGCAGCCAGUACCUGCACAUGUGGCUGGAGGACGGCAAGGUCACGGUGCAGGUCAACAACUUUGAGAGCGUGAAGGCCGAGAGUGCGCUCGAUGACGGGGAGGUCCACUUUGUGAGUGUUGAGGUGGCGGAGGAUCACAUGACUCUGUACGUGUCAGCUCAGAAACAGGGCGACGUCGAUGUCAGGACAGUCACUGUCCACGCCGGAGACACUGUACAUGUGGGGGGUCUGGUGGACAGAAGGACAACUGCGGGGUUUGGUGGAUACUUUAAAGGCUGCAUCCAGGACCUGAGGAUGAAUGACAACAGGCUGCAGUUCUUUGGACUGGACACAUCAGUGAGAACUUAUCCACUCAAACUCAUAGGAAAUGUGACAGCUGGCUGCUCAGGGGACAACAUCUGUAGUAGAAACCCGUGUCUCCAUGGGGGGAUGUGCUACUCCGUGUGGGACGACUUCACCUGUAACUGCCCACCCAGCACAGCAGGGCGGCGCUGUGAGGAGGUCAGAUGGUGUGAGCUGUCUCCGUGCCCCACAGGCUCAGAGUGCAUGACGCUGAACCAAGGAUAUGAAUGCUAUGCCAACGCCACUUUCCUGAACAACAGCACUGUCCUCUCCUACCGUGGAAACGGACUGAUAUCCCGCAAUCUAACCAACAUCUCCCUGAACCUGCGCACGCGGAAGCACAAUGCAGCGAUUCUGCACGCGGAGAAGGCCUCGGCAUUCAUCACGCUCUCUGUCCAGGAUGGUUUCCUCUCCAUUGAGCUUCAGAGUUUCAGUUUGGAUGAUAGUGUGGCAGAGCGAACGCAGGCUGUGUCUACAGUCAGCCUCAGCAGCCGCAGGCGUGUCAGUGAUGGCGAGUGGCACAGUGUCCAGCUGUUCAUGGCGGCGCCCUGGAUGCACACGUCCCAGUGGACUCUGGUGCUGGAUGAAGAAAUAGAGGAAGCCAGCACUUCCAGGAGCCGUGGAGGCAACAUUGACUUCCUCAGAGAUGGCGUGGACAUUUUCCUGGGGGGCCUGGACCCUGAUGCUGGCUGGUCCCUGGCUGGAUGUCUGGGCACAGUAGAACUGGGUGGCAUUGCCCUGCCUUACUUCAGCUCCUCUGAUGUGAACCUGCCACGCCUGCAGGAGGAGCAGUUCAUCCGGACGUCGCCGCGUCCACCGCUCCUCGGCUGCAGCGGGGCCUCUGUGUGUGAGCCCAACCCCUGCCUGAACGGAGGGGACUGCCGGGACCACUUCAACACCUACAACUGCAGCUGUGCUGACGGCUGGACCAGCAGACACUGUGACGUCUUCGCCAACGUCUGCGCGUCCAGUCCCUGUGUCCAUGGCAACUGCAGCGUGAGUGGGGUGUCCUACAAGUGCACCUGUGAGUUUGGCUACACAGGUGUGGACUGUGAGAGAGAGGUGGACAGGUGUGAGAACCACCUUUGUGCUCAUGGAGGCACCUGUCUUCAUGGGCCGGACAGAUAUGCCUGUCUCUGCCCUGAGAACUACACUGGAACCUUCUGCAAUGAACGCAUUGAAGAAAUUCCAUGGUACAUUGCUGUCAGAAAAGUCAGACGUCCAAAGCUGCCUGUUUCCGUGUGCGGCGAUGACACCAGAAACUACACCUGCUUCAAUGGAGGGAACUGCACUGAACGAGAGCUGUCCUGUGACUGUCCAUCAGGCUUCACUGGACACCGGUGUGAGCAGGAGGUGGACGAGUGCAAGUCCAACCCGUGUCUGAACGGAGGCUACUGCCGCAACCUCAUCGACAAGUUUGUCUGCGUGUGUGAAAUGAGCUUCGCUGGAGACUUUUGCCAGAUGGACCUGACCUCUGAGAGUUUGACCUCUGACCUGUUGCUGUCCAUCAGUCUGGUGUCCGUCGUCCUGCUGCUGGUUUUGGUCCUGACUGCAGUCGGACUCGUGGUGGCGCUGAACCGCCGCGCCAAUCACGGCACCUACAGUCCCAGCCGACAGGAGAAGGAGGGGUCUCGGGUGGAGAUGUGGAGCAUCACCCAGCCACCGCCUAUGGAGAGACUCAUAUGAGACAUUAUUAGUAGGGAUUGUUUCUUUUUCUUCCAGUAUCACAUCCUUGAGUAUCAGUCUGACAUUUUUACAUAUUUUACACCACAAAGGUGUUAACAACACAUUUGUGCUGAUGCUUUUGCCACCUAUUCAUAAGCAGCCAUUUCAUAAAGAUAAUAUUCCAACUGCAUAACAACGAUUCGGCUCCUGUAAGGAAGAAUGAAGUUUUUAUGUGAAACAUAGGGGUUUUUGAUUUGUGCCAAAUUUCCUAUGUCCAAUCGGGUGAUGUUGACCCAUAUUGGACCAGGUAUGAUUAAGUACAGUAGAGGUUAAGAACUGGUACCAGAAACAUAGCAUUUUGAGAUCACAGCUUACUUUUCAUUUGCAAAGAACGGUGAUAAAAGUGCCUGCGUGGAGCUCUCGUUGCCAUUUGAGCGCCUGAAGUGUCCCAAAAUGAGUUCAGGAUGUGCUGAGUACAAUGAGUAUGUAAUAAAUGUGACUUGAGCACAGCAGCAGACACAGGAGUCCCAAGUGUCCAGCUGACGGUGACUCUGGAUUUAGGCUAAAAAAGACUGUAAACAUGGAGAGAGAGAUAAGAUCAGGGUUUCAGUGAUGCUUCGCUAGAGGUUCUCUUGUGGUUCAGUUCAGUACGGUACAUAUUAUUUUUUAAAAAUGGAAAAUAAAACAGCUGCUGGACGUCCUCCACUGUUGUCCGUUGUGUUGCGUUCAAUGUCGUUGUUCGUUGUUGUCGCCGUACUGUACCACACUGAACUGUCUGUGAUGGAAACAUGGCUUUAUAGGAAUCAGAUGUCAUGCGCUCAAGGUUUGCAUAUUGGACCUUUAACACGCAGACAUCACAGAUGUCACAUUAACAGCUGCAAGUUAGAAAGUGAGAUUUACAGUCGCUGUGCGAAUGGUCAAGCACUGACAACGCUCUAUAGUAUUGGCAACAGAGAGGUGGCGAGGUGUGGGGAUCAUUUUCUGUUCAGCGCCUCGUAAAGACCUGGUCCUGCUUCUGCUCCAUCCGUCUUCCACAGAGACAGAGUCUGUGGACGCACAUCCAUCUCACGCAAAGAUUUGAGUUCAGACUCCAUAUUCUUAGCAUUGAUGAAGCGCUCACAGAAACAUUUAAUCAAACAGUUUGAUGUAAGACAUAUGCACCAAGUCCUCCUCAUUUAAAUCCAGGAAAAAAGUGUCCUUCUAAUUCUUUGUGACGCAUCCUUUCUCUCUGUAGAUCCACACCGAGAGCACAUUAGCCAGAAUUCAGGAUUAGAUUAGACCUUGUCGAGAAUAUUUUCUUGCAAAUGUAUUAUUUAUCAUUUAUGUCCUGUACUGAUUAUUUUGUGUCUUUCUUUUUUAAACUGUGAAUUUUAUUUUGUGAAAUCUGUUGCUUAAUAAUAAUGAAUUUAUUUGUUCUAAUUUACUGAAUGUCGAUGAAGUUCCCAGGUUGUUUUUUGUACAUGUAUAUAUAUAUAUAUAUAUAUAUAUAUAUAUAUAUGUACAUACAUUUGUAUUUUGUAGAGACUUAAAAAUCACUCAGUUCUCCUGUAUGUCCAUCAGUUUAAGGCAACGUGAAUAUGUGAACCAUUCAUUUGUAAAUUUACAUUUUUAAAUACAUUAAACAGUGCUUAUAUUGUACUUAACCUGAUUAAUGUCAAAUUCCAAACUCAAGGCAAACGACAUAGAAUAAACAACUUGAGUUGUAGAGCAAGCCACAUGUCGUCAAUAAGAUUCUUUUUCUGUUUACUGGGUCUAUUUCAGAAUAAAUAAAAUGAAAAAAAAAGGUGAUUCCAGGGAUGCAAGAGACUGAAACAGUGUCAUUUAUUUUCAGUUCACAGUGAAUACAUUACGUGCAGUUGUACCAGUAGCACAUUCGAUUCCGGACCUCGGCUGUUUAAGACAGUUGUGAUGAAAAACAUGCGAAUGUUAAAUAAAUUGUGGUAAAAAUGACAGAACUGAAGCUAAAAAAAUAAGUAACAUUGAGUGAACUUUUGUCUGGUUUAGGUGAAGUGAUGUUACCGUUUUUGUAAAGUUAAACUGGUAUUUGACUUCAAGUUUUGUGUCAGAGCUGCUACAAAAGUGUUGACUAUCUCACACGUUUGUGGGCGUCGAAAAGCAAAUCCCCUGACAAUCAAUCAUCUUAGCUGUUGUACAACAUUAGUGUAAACAGGAGUAACCAUCACUACUGAAGCUUUUAAUAUCACACCGAGCCCAUGGACCAUGACCGGUUAGAUCAGUAACAAAAAUAAAAAUGUUCCCUCAACGGGACAGAUGAUAUUUAAGAUGUAGAUUUCCAUCAUGGUUUGAGAUGAUGAAGAGAAAUAAAGAUUAAUACCAGAACGAAACACAUAUGCGUUCAUACAUGCAUUUACAACAAGUUAGAACUGGACAGAGCAAAGAUCAGU
This is a messenger RNA of Solea senegalensis (Senegalese sole), 6419 nucleotides long. It is a transcript of the gene crb1, whose product is annotated as crumbs cell polarity complex component 1. Gene Ontology annotation, cellular component: plasma membrane; protein-containing complex. Gene Ontology annotation, molecular function: Notch binding; calcium ion binding. The transcript is spliced from 13 exons. Bases 61 to 4035 code for a protein of 1324 amino acids. The record is from RefSeq and is a predicted model, not a curated record. Gene Ontology annotation, biological process: Notch signaling pathway; establishment or maintenance of epithelial cell apical/basal polarity; heterophilic cell-cell adhesion. Lineage: Eukaryota; Metazoa; Chordata; Actinopteri; Pleuronectiformes; Soleidae.